AUGUCGAGCCCGUAUGUCGAUAGCAGUUUUGUUCCCCAAGUCGAGGCCGAGGCUAACGGCGCCUUGCCCUAUGACGCUCUUUACAGCCAGGACGGCGGCUUUUUGCAAGACUCAUCCCAAUUCGAUAUAGGUCAAUACGUACCGCAGCGAGGCCUGGAAGCUGGCGGGAUGACUGGCUGUGACCGGAACAAGCCCCGCGGCCGUCAAUCAGCGGCCAAGCGCGUAGGCGCAUGCGCCCGUUGUCGGCGGCUCAAGAUGAAAUGCACGUUCACCAACCCGUCCGACGACAUAUGCUCGCGUUGCACUGCCGGCAACUACGAAUGCCACUUUCCAGGUCGCAAGCCACAUUCUCCUGGCAUGCGGGUGGUGCUGCAGCAGCAAAUUCGAGAGAAAAAUGCGAUGAUCGACAAGGUCCUCAGCCAGGUCAACCCUGGUCCCACGAUGCCGACGCCGCUCACUCUCGUACCCGCACGACUCCCGCUGUCUGAAGAGGAACGCAACAAGUAUCGUGAUGUUCUGGCAUAUAUUGAACGAUCGACUACCCAAGCUGCGGCCCGCAUUGGCGGCAAUGGUCGCCCCAAGUUCGACAUCUCAGCACUCGAGGACCCCUCAGAGGUGGACUCGGAGAGCGACAACGAUAUGGAGGGCCUCACUAGCCCCGAGAGAGGGUUAUCGCUGAAGGGUAAGAUGCGCCAAAUGGACGCCAUCCUCGAGGUCGCGGCCCCCACGGGUAUGAUGGCCAUCGCCGCUCUGGAGACGAGGAACAUCGCCAGCAAGGGUAGCGUGGUCGAUUCCUCCACUAGUGAAGGAGGUUCUUCUCACAAGUCGGCCCCCGACGGCGGACCGGCCACCAACCUGGAGCUUCGUCGACUCAUUGUUGAGCGCCAAGCUGCCCCGGACAUCUUGCUCUCCGGGCUCGUGACGCCCGACGACGCUGCAGCGCUGUUUCAAAUCCACUAUCAGUGGGUAAACCCAAUCAUUCCAAUCCUGGAUGAGAAUAUACACACGCCAGCCACCGUCCUCGCGCGAUGUCCGUUCCUCUUCACCAUCAUCUGCACGGUCGCCUCGCGCUACUACGAUGAGAAGCCCCACAUCCACGGCAUGGCCAUCCACUUUGCGAAGGCGGCCGCUGCCAAUGCCAUCAUCGACGGGUGGAAGACCGUCGAGAUGUGCCAGGCGUUUGCGCUCUGGAGUGUCUACAACCCCCCUGCCCGGCGCUGGGAGGAGGACCGCGCAUGGUGCUACACCGGUAUUGCUUUCCGGCUUGCAACUGAGCUCAGCCUGAGCCGUAUCCCUGAUGGACAGCCCCCCGACGAGCGACAGGAACGCGAGAUUCUCAACCGUACCCGCAUGUGGCUGAUGUGCUACAUCAUGGAUCGCUGCCUGAGCAUCCAGUCGGGCAAGGCGUGGAUGGUCCAAGAGGACGUGACCGUUCGCAACGCGUCGCAGUGGCUUCAGCGCUACAAGUACCACAACGCGUGCGACAGCUACCUCACCAGCCUGACGGAACUCCUUUGCAUCGUGUCGCGCUUCGUGAGCAUGGUAAACCCUGCGUUCGGCACAAACUCCGCACAGUCUAUUGACGAUAUCGAAAUCGAUGCCCUUUACAAGGCAUUCGAUAACGAGCUGCUGUCAUGGAAGAGCGUCAUCGAUGACCGGCACAAAGGCGAGAAGGCGGCCAAAGACCCUGGUGUGGUGAUGCAAAUCACGCUUAUCAACUGCGUUUACAAUUAUUGCCGCCUGGUCAUCUGCUGUUGCGGGAUGCAGCUCAUGACCAAGCGCCCCUCGAAGAAGCCUAAUGAGCUGUUUGCAGGGUGCGUCCAAGCAGCGACCACCCUCGUGAAGCUCAUGGUGGAAGACUUCGCGCCUACUGGGUUCAUCCGAUAUUUUCCCGAGCUGAUCUACGUCCAUGCCGCGUUUGCUGCGGUGGUUCUCAUGAAGUGCCUAAGGCCCGAGUUCAACGCACUUCUCGACAUCCAGCAGGAGGAGCGCAUCAUCGAGCUCGUCAAGAAGCUCUUCGAGGCGUGGGUGUUGGAGAAGAUGUCUACCGACGAAAAGCAGAACACCCAGCUUUACGCUCGCUUCCUGAAGCAGCUCAUGGAUCCCCACAUCGCCCGCCUGGACGCGCGUAAGUCUAGCGCCACGCAGCGAAACGGACAGGCCCAUACGAACGGGCACAACCCCGUCUCUUCCAACCAGUCGAUUUCUUCCAUCUCCACCUCCUUGUUCCCUGGGCUCCCUAGGCAAGACCCCGCAGCGACGCUGGGAAACCUGUAUGCGACGGGCCUGGACGCCACCAAGGCGGCGGUCGAGCUGGCAGCGGCAGGCAUGAUGCCCAACGGGGACGGCACCUGGGACCAGUUCUUCCCGCCCGCGGACGGCAGUGGCAUGAACCUCCCAGACAUGAGCGUCCCGUGGAGCGGCAGCAUGGCGGGCGGCAUGAAUGCCGACGAGUGCCUCGCCGCCAUGAUGGGUCUUGGGAACGAGACAUGGUUCCUGUGA
Molecule: messenger RNA, 2502 nt
Organism: Trametes versicolor FP-101664 SS1
Lineage: Eukaryota; Fungi; Basidiomycota; Agaricomycetes; Polyporales; Polyporaceae
Exons: 15
Coding region: 1-2502 (833 amino acids)
Biological process (GO): regulation of DNA-templated transcription; DNA-templated transcription
Cellular component (GO): nucleus
Molecular function (GO): zinc ion binding; transcription cis-regulatory region binding; DNA-binding transcription factor activity, RNA polymerase II-specific
Source: RefSeq, a predicted model, not a curated record